AGAGGACAGACCCUUGAGUAGGAGGCUCCGGUCUGACUGUCAUCUGAGUGAGAACUAACGCUGUUGCAGUUGACCUUCAAAAACAGCAGCUCAUUGACACAGGGGUUGGUGGGAUCUGGGAAGACGUUACCCCAAUAAUCUACAUCCUUCAGGGCCCAACAUCUAAAAUCAGAUUUGAUUUCGUCUUUUGAGCUCUUUCCAUUGCUCUGUUAUACCAACUUUUCACAAGUUUGAAAGAAUGGAAGUUCAAGGUGAAAAAACACUCAGCUGUGGGACAAUUUGUCUGAAAUAUCUACUUUUUCUCUUUAACAUUCUUUUUUGGCUGGCAGGAGGGGCUGUGAUGGCAGUGGGAGUGUGGACUCUGAUAGAAAAGAGCGACUACAUCAGCUUACUGAACUCCAGCUUCUACUCAGCCUCAGCUUAUAUUCUGAUAGCUGCGGGGCUCAUUGUGAUAGUGACCGGGAUCAUCGGAUGUUGUGCUACUCUGAAGGAGAAGAAGAGUAUUUUGAUUGUGUAUUUGGUCUUGUUGCUCUGUAUUUUCCUGCUGGAAAUCAUUGCUGGUGUGCUGGCUUACAUUACCUACCAAGAGUGUUUCCCUUUCUGCUACCAGCUGGAUGAGGAGCUCAGACAAAACCUGAAGGUGACCAUGCAGCAAAAAUAUCAGCAGCCAGGGGAGGAGAGCAUCACGCAGGCUGUGGAUAAACUUCAGCAGGAGUUUAAGUGUUGUGGCAGUCACAACUCCUCAGACUGGAGAGCCUGUGUGUGGAUCCAGGCAGCAGAGAACGAGCGGCUUGUUCCUGAUAGCUGCUGUAAAAGUCCCAGUGACCUCUGUGGCCGCAGGGACCAUCCCUCCAACAUCUACAAGGUGGAGGGAGGCUGCAUUAUGAAGCUGGAGGAGUUCAUCCUGAGACAGUUGUAUAUUCUCGGUGCAGUAGGCAUUGGGAUUGCAUUUCUACAGCUUGUGGGGAUGAUGUUUACAUGCUGCCUUUAUCAAAAUUUGAAUGAAGAUCCGUACUGAUUUUUUGAUUUAUUUGUUUGAAAAUGUGUCACAUCAUGAAUUGUAGAAAGUUUGGUUAGGUUUUUUUAAAGGCCCAAUCAUUCACACAGUUGUGGAUGCUGUGAAGUUGUCAACUCAAAUUAUGACAUGAUGAUUAUCAAAAUACACACUAGACACACUAGAGCUGCUGUAAUGCUGCUGGGCAGCAAUGUGCUUUUUCUACAAAAUGCCAUAUCAUUCUUUAAAUAACUUCCCUUUUAUGUUAAGAUUAUGAUUUGUGGAUGAACUUGUAACCAUAAAACACGUUUUAAAGAGCAGGGAAA
Sander lucioperca (pikeperch) is the source of this 1320-nucleotide messenger RNA. RefSeq names its product CD151 molecule (gene cd151). The transcript is spliced from 10 exons. The record is from RefSeq and is a predicted model, not a curated record. Bases 239 to 1018 code for a protein of 259 amino acids. Gene Ontology annotation, cellular component: membrane. Lineage: Eukaryota; Metazoa; Chordata; Actinopteri; Perciformes; Percidae.